AUGAGCAUGCGCAUAACUACGCGCGUGAUUAGUGCGCGUGCGCGCGCACACUCAGAUCGUGAACGCCGUCGUCGGUGUGUGUGGGCUGGUUCGCUCAGUCACGAAGUCGGUGCUAAGUGCAGUGAUCGCGAGAUGAGCGUUGCCUCAUCGCGCCACCUCCCCGGCGCUAUUUUGUCUAAUACUUCUAGCAACAGCACAAAAGGAUCACAUGACAUACCUGACUCAUUAAUCAUAACAUCGGUGGUGUUGGGCAGCACAUUUGUCUUUUUCCUGGUUCUGUUUCUCCUCGUCCUCCUCUUCUGCUGGCAUAGGGCUCGCAUACGCAGACAGAUCCGCCGCCUCGUGGGAGAUCUUCCCAGUAACAGCUAUGCCACCAGCAGUCUGAGCCUUGAGCAGAGCCACAGACACAGCAUGAGAUACAGCAGCUUUGGGAAAAGGAGGCCUCCUAUCUUCAUCCUUUAUGCACUUGAGCUGGCAACUUACCAGAAGAUACGUAGGGAGGACUACCCAACAUACAGUCUAGUAUUGGACCUGACAAACAUACUGUAUGCUCUCGACCUCCCAUGCUACCACGACGGAUCAGACUCAUUUCAGAACGACUCUAUUGAAGCUUUCUCCAGUAAAGUCAGCAGAGCAGUGAGAGACGCCAAAGCUGUGGUCGUGGUGUGUUCCGAGGUUCUCACCACUGCAUUUCACGAGGCCAAACGCAAAAGGAGAAACGCUCAGAUGAAAUUUGGAGAGUUUAGUGUUGUGCGAGUCAAAAAGGUGAUGGAAAUGUUCAGGGGAAAGUUUGUUCCAGUUAUACUGACUGGAGGGAGCUCAGUUAGUCCUGAGCUUCAGGGCAAACGCUGCUUCGACCUCCACAACUAUGAGCAGUUUCUGUCGACUGCCAGAGGAUCGGUGAACAGUGUUAGUGUGCAGAGUAAGGACCCUCAGUUUUCAGAGUUCGCUGAACUAGCCCUAGAACUGAAACAGUUGCUGUAUUGA
This is a messenger RNA of Geodia barretti, 987 nucleotides long. The record is from the annotation of a GenBank genome assembly. NCBI's taxonomy places the organism in Eukaryota, Metazoa, Porifera, Demospongiae, Tetractinellida, Geodiidae.